Molecule: messenger RNA, 1135 nt
Organism: Culex quinquefasciatus (southern house mosquito)
Lineage: Eukaryota; Metazoa; Arthropoda; Insecta; Diptera; Culicidae
Source: the annotation of a RefSeq genome assembly
AUGAAUAAACCAUUACGAAAAAGACACCCUUUAAUUAGAAUUGCUAAUAACGCUUUAGUAGAUUUACCAGCUCCAUCAAAUAUUUCAGCUUGAUGAAAUUUUGGAUCAUUACUUGGACUUUGCUUAGUAAUCCAAAUUUUAACAGGAUUAUUCUUAGCAAUACACUAUACUGCUGAUAUUGAAACAGCUUUUAAUAGAGUAAAUCACAUUUAUCGUGAUGUUAAUAAUGGUUGAUUCCUACGAAUUUGUCAUGCUAAUGGAGCUUCUUUUUUUUUCGCUUGUUUAUUUAUUCACGUAGGACGAGGAGUUUAUUAUAAUUCAUACUUAUAUAUUCCAACAUGAAUAAUUGGAGUAAUUAUUUUAUUUAUAGUAAUAGCAACAGGAUUUUUAGGAUAUGUUCUACCUUGAGGGCAAAUAUCAUUCUGAGGAGCCACAGUAAUUACUAAUCUUUUAUCCGCUGUACCUUAUUUAGGUACAGAUUUAGUUCAAUGAAUUUGAGGAGGAUUCGCUGUUGAUAAUGCUACUUUAACUCGAUUCUUUACAUUUCAUUUUAUUCUCCCUUUCAUUGUAUUAGCUUUAACUAUAAUUCAUCUAUUAUUUUUACACCAAACAGGAUCAAAUAAUCCAUUAGGGUUAAAUUCAAAUGUAGAUAAAAUUCCCUUUCAUCCUUAUUUUGUUUACAAGGAUAUUGUUGGAUUUAUCAUUUUUAUAUGAAUUUUAAUUGGAUUUAUUUGAAAAUUCAAUUACUUACUAAUAGACCCAGAAAAUUUUAUUCCAGCUAACCCAUUAGUUACUCCUGUCCAUAUUCAACCAGAAUGAUAUUUUUUAUUUGCUUAUGCAAUUUUACGUUCUAUUCCAAAUAAAUUAGGAGGAGUAAUUGCAUUAGUUUUAUCUAUUGCAAUUUUAAUAAUUCUCCCAUUUACUCAUACUAGUAAAUUCCGAGGAUUACAAUUCUAUCCUUUAAAUCAAAUUUUAUUUUGAAAUAUAGUAAUUGUGGCUUCCCUUUUAACUUGAAUUGGAGCUCGCCCUGUUGAAGAUCCUUAUGUUUUAACAGGACAAAUUCUAACAGUAUUAUAUUUUUCUUAUUUUAUUAUUAAUCCUUUAAUAUCAAAAUAUUGAGAUAAAUUAUUAAAUU